AUGAUAAAAAUUCCUUUAAUUGGAAGUGAUCUUCGAUUCGAUGAAGUUUCAAUUCGUGCAAUAAAAAUAUUUGAGUAUUUUGACAAUGCUGUGGAUCAAAUCUUUAAUACAAUUGAUGCUAGAAUUGAGAAAAAUAUGACAAGAAUCGGUGAAAUUAAUACUCGAUUAGAAAAGGCAUCAGAAAAAAUUGAAAAAUUAAAGACAAGUAGGAAGGCAAUUCAGAUGUUUUCACCAGCUCGGUAUCCAGUUGAAGAACCAAAAAAGUUUAAACCAACUUUUGAUUUAACUUUUCAACCUGGAGAAAUAGAUUUGCACUAUAAAUUAGAUUUGCCUUUGGAGAGAACAGACUACAAGCAGUAUGGAGAUAAGUUACAAUUUUUCCAUCUUAAAUCACCAAAAAGAGAAGUUCCGAAGCAACCGGAUUUGAUUUUUAACAUCACAUCCAUCAAUUCUCUCAUUACUUUUGUCAAUAAUGAAAAUCUAUAUUUGAAAGACUCGAUGAAAUCUAAAGAAAAUCAGUUGCAACCUGUUGAGCAAAAAAUCGAUGAUUACACAACAGAUUUCAGCCGAUUCUCAACAAUGAUUAGAACAAAGCAGCAUGGAGACAAUUUUCAUUACCUUCCAUCAUUUAAUCAAGCACCAGAAUUUGAGUUUCCAUUAGAUCUUCCAGAUCUUGAAGGAAUUGCUGGAGAUAUUUCAUUUUCAGUGCCUGAUGAGGAACUUAUUGAGCCUACAUUCCGUACUAUGAAUAUUGUCAAUGAUUUACCAAAUGUUGCAGAACUAAUGGAAACAAAAAAGACAGAACAACCAGCAAUUAUUCAACCUCCAUCAAUUCCAGCAGAUAUUCCACUUCCUGUACCACCACCGCCCCCUCCAAUUCCUCAAAUGUUAAUCCCACCUCCACCUCCUCCUAUGCCAAUAAAUAUAUCAACAUCGACUCCUGCAGCUCCACCAAUUCCACAAGCUGACGAUGCUCGAUCAUCAUUAAUGAAAGCAAUUCGUGAUGCAGCAGGUAAAGCAAAAACUAAAAUGAAGUCAGUUCCUGCAGCUGAUGAACAGCCAUCAGAAAAUGAUAAGAAACCAAAGCAACAACCACCAGCACUUGAUCUCAUGAGUGAUUUACAUCAAAAAUUGAUGCUGCGACGAAAAGGAAUUGCUGGAUCAAAAGAGGCAAAAAAGGAAAAGUCAUCGAUGAUGGCUAAAGUAAGUUCCUUGAUUCCGCCUCCACCAAAGAAGCCACCAAGUAGUGAUGACAGUAAUUCAAGUGAUAGUGAUAGAAAUGAUGAUGAUGACUGGAAUUGAUUGGAUGUGAUGCAAUUUAA
Chironomus riparius is the source of this 1322-nucleotide messenger RNA. Lineage: Eukaryota; Metazoa; Arthropoda; Insecta; Diptera; Chironomidae. The record is from the annotation of a GenBank genome assembly.